Molecule: messenger RNA, 744 nt
Organism: Erythranthe guttata (spotted monkey flower)
Lineage: Eukaryota; Viridiplantae; Streptophyta; Magnoliopsida; Lamiales; Phrymaceae
Source: RefSeq, a predicted model, not a curated record
CUUGUAUACAAUCUAAUUUUUUGCAUCCAUAUUUUUUAAUUUCGAAUUUUGUGUUUUAUUUUUCAAUGGCAUUGUAUAAAUUGAUAUGCAUAAAUACUUUAAUAUCCCUUUAUUUGUUUCUUUGUUAGUUGACCGAAAUGGCGAGAGGAGGUUUCAAGCGCAUACAUCGUGGUAGUUCAUCACAAACACCUUCUUCACAACAAGGAGAAGUUGGGGAUUCACAAACGACUAUCUCACAAGAAAGAAUUGCUACCAGACGAAUUUUAUUGAAAGUCGACAGAGAUAGCUUUGAUCCUUCAAGUGCUACGAGAAAAUUGGUUGCAAUAUUCAAAAGAGCAUUCAGUGGUUCAUGGCCUACGUGGAAGAAGGUACCGGAUUAUGUUAGAGACCGUUGGUUUAAUGAAUUUGAGAAGUUGUACUAUUGGCCCGCGGAAGACCACACGACAAUAAGAAGACAUUUUGAACAUAAAGGAAGUGUAAGUUUGAGCAAUAGUUUGAAUAAAGCGAGAAAACAAUUUCAUGAGAAAAAUAUAAUACCGAAGUGGAUCAAUCAGAAUCAUUGGAAUGAGUUGUUGGCUUAUUGGAACACCCAAAAGUUUAAAGAUAAAUCGGAAAUUAAUUCUGAUAACAGAAACUCAAGUCAUGAUGGUUUAGGUCCCUCGUUGCAUACAGGAGGAUCAAUUCCAGUUUCAGAAUAUAAAAGAAAAUUCGUAAGUGUUAAUUUUGAUAUUUUAUAAUUAUAUU